This is a messenger RNA of Racocetra persica, 799 nucleotides long. Lineage: Eukaryota; Fungi; Glomeromycota; Glomeromycetes; Diversisporales; Gigasporaceae. The record is from the annotation of a GenBank genome assembly.
AUGGCUGUUUCACCGAGGCUUGCCACCGCUGCGUUAAAUCGCACUUUUAUUAAUGCUCCUUAUACUGCGGUUGCCAUUAAAAAGUUAUUUGAAUCCUCCAAUAAAUUUCGCCAUGACUUUCAUGUUUCCCCUAACUCUUUGAUCGUUGGAGCUAAACGACGAUCUGACGGUUCGAUCCUUUCAAAAUCCAUUUUAAAUGCUGCCCCCUCAACCGGUAUUUCUCAGAGGCGCUUAUCUUCUUCAUCCACCGCUGUAGAUUCUAGUAAAUCAACUAUAGUCCCUGAUUUUUCUAAAUAUCGAAAGAAUGCUGAUGAAAAUACUUCUCGUGCAUUUACCUAUUUGAUGGUUGGAACUACUGGCGCUUUGACAGCUGUUGGUGCUAAAAAUUCUAUCACUGAUUUUCUCGUAAAUAUGAGUGCAUCUGCUGAUAUUUUAGCUUUGGCUAAAGUUGAAGUAGAUUUAACAAAGAUUCCUGAGGGUAAAAAUGUCGUUAUAAAAUGGCGUGGAAAACCUGUUUUUAUUAGGCAUAGAACUGCUAGCGAAAUUGCUGAUGCGAAUGCAACUCAGUUAAGUGAACUUAGAGAUCCUCAGAAUGAUUCUGACAGGGUUAAAAAACCUGAAUGGCUAGUUAUGCUCGGUGUAUGUACACACUUAGGUUGUGUUCCAAUUGGUGAAGCUGGUGACUAUGGAGGCUGGUACUGCCCGUGCCAUGGUUCCCAUUAUGAUAUAUCUGGUAGAAUUCGAAAGGGUCCUGCCCCACUUAAUCUUGAAAUUCCUGAAUAUGAUUUUGAUGGCGAAA